Penicillium cataractarum is the source of this 1593-nucleotide messenger RNA. Its product is annotated as phosphatase PAP2 family protein. The transcript has 5 exons. The record is from RefSeq and is a predicted model, not a curated record. Gene Ontology annotation, cellular component: endoplasmic reticulum membrane. Bases 1 to 1593 code for a protein of 530 amino acids. Gene Ontology annotation, molecular function: sphingosine-1-phosphate phosphatase activity. Lineage: Eukaryota; Fungi; Ascomycota; Eurotiomycetes; Eurotiales; Aspergillaceae.
AUGGGCAAGACGAACGGCGCAAAGGAUCAGCCUGACGCUGGGUUGAGGAGUCUGGACCACUAUGCAACCCAACUGCCACUCUGGCGCUACUGGCCACGACAGAAGCUGAUUCCUCUCGUCCGAUAUGAGACGCCAUACUUAGCCUGGGUGCAGGAGAAAGUCCGCACCCCAACGCUAGACUCGUACUUUGCGUUCACGGCGAACCUCGGCACACACACGUUUUUCAUGGUCUUUUUGCCCUUUCUGUUUUGGUGCGGCCAUACCAGUCUAGGUCGAGGACUCGUGCAUAUUCUCGCGUCCGGCGUCUUCUUCAGCGGUUUCAUCAAGGACUUGCUAUGUCUGCCUCGGCCCUUAUCUCCCCCGCUACAGCGGAUCACCAUGUCCGGUUCUGCUGCACUCGAAUACGGAUUCCCCUCGACGCAUUCUACCAACGCUGUCUCGGUCGCCGUCUACGCUAUCGCGCUGCUCAAUUCGCCUGAUUCGACGGUCCCCGCGCAAACCAACUUUAUUCUCCAGGCAAUUACAUACCUCUACGUGACAUCAAUUGUGCUGGGUCGGCUAUACUGCGGCAUGCAUGGAUUCUUCGAUGUGAUUGUUGGUUGCAUUCUAGGCGCGUUGAUCGGCUUGGUUCAGUUUAGUUACGGCCCGGCUUUUGACGAGUAUAUUCUGUCUGCAACGCUAAAGGAAAUCUUGGUCAUUCCCAUUGUCAUUCUGAUUCUCGUGCGUAUUCAUCCAGAGCCAGCGGAUGAUUGCCCUUGUUUCGAUGACAGUGUCGCGUUCGCUGGUGUGACGCUUGGCGUGGAUGUGGGCUCCUGGUAUUUUACCACCUCCAGCCUGGCCUGGGCUGACCCUCUCCCGGGCACGAUCCCAUAUAACUAUGAGAGCAUUGGAUUGAUUAAAACUGUGUUCCGCCUGGUUGUUGGUGUGCUGUGUGUUUUUGCCUGGAGAGAGAUCACGAAACCAACUCUGUUGCGCAUCCUCCCUCCCAUCUUCCGCAGUCUUGAGAAAGUUGGCCUACUUUUGCCCCGUCGCUUUUUCACCACCGCAUCCCGGUAUACCACCGUUCCCACUAAUUUGAAGGACAACGAAGUGUUCCCCAACUUCUCGGAUAUUCCUUCCAUCAUCACCACUAUCCGCCAUCCUCGCCGUCGUGCAAUCUCCAUCGGUCCUCAGUCCGAAGCCGACGCAUAUGAGACUCUCGCUUACCGGGAGAAGCGACGACGUGAGAGUCUAUCAGGAAGCAACCGUGACUCCCCCGCCGAUGAGAACGGUAGACCUAAUGGUGGACCAGUAUUGUCCAGGAAGCCAUCCAAACUGGACCAAUACGAGCACAUGAUGGGUACCGGAAGUCCCAACUCAUCCAUGGUCGAGGAUGAUUCCAAUAUCCCUCGCUCAUCGCCGCUUCCACCUCCAGAAUAUGGUGGAAUUCGCCGAACGGAUGAGAAGGAGGUCUUCUCUCAAAUUAAGAAGCCUCGGGUACGGUACGACGUAGAGGUUGUUACCAAGCUGGUUGUAUAUGCAGGGAUUCCAUGGGUUGUCAUCAACGUGGCGCCCCCCGUUUUUGAAAUGAUUGGACUCGGAGUUCCCUCUUAG